CAAACGUAUAAAGCUGUUAUAAAAGACGUAACGAUAUACCUGCGUGUGAAAUUUCGCUUUAUCUAAUUUGCGGUAAGUCUUCCGUAGUGAUUAACUACCCGUAGUGAAUCCGCAGCUUUCUAACUUUUUCGCAUUGGACGUAUUCCUAUCAAAUUGAUAGAACCACAGAAAUGAAGUGACUGAAGUCGAAGUUGUUUGCUAUUUUUUUUUUGCCCGCUUGAUUCUUCUAACUGUUCUUGUGAAAAUAGCUAUGCUGUUUGGUUCCUCGUAUUAUCUACGUUAGUGGGUGUUUAUGUUUCUACGUAUGAAGUAGUAAAAAAGCAACUAUUGUUUCGGAUACGAGCUAGAUUGGUCAGAAAAUCCGAUCGACUGAAAACAUAUAACAGAAGCUCUGCUACGAGGACUUUUGAAUUCUAAUAGGAAUUAAUCUGAAAAGUUUAGAAGAGCGAAAUGCCGCCGCAACUGGUCCAGAACAAUGUCCAGGAAAUACGCGCCAAGAUAGCCUACAACGGUGAAGUUCUUAUCACAUAUCUUGACGAAGACAUAACACUGGAAAAACUGCAUAGGGAAGUGAGAGAAAUCUGCCGUUUUUCCCAAGACCAAAUCUUCACUAUCAAGUGGGUUGAUGAGGAGGGUGAUCCCUGCACGAUUUCCAAACAGCUGGAAUUGAACGAAGCCAUCAGAUUGUACGAGGUCAAUAGGGAUGUUGAAUUGACCAUGCACGUUUUUCCAAAUGUGCCGCCCCAGCCAGGGAUGCCAUGCCAGGGAGAGGAUAGGAGCAUUUAUAGAAGAGGAGCAAGGAGAUGGAGGAAGUUGUAUCGUGUGAACGGUCAUAUAUUCCAAGCUAAAAGAUUCAAUAGACGGGCCUUCUGCGCAUUUUGCCAUGACCGUAUAUGGGGCCUUGGCCGGCAAGGAUUCAAGUGCAUCCAGUGCAAGCUUCUGGUGCACAAAAAGUGUCACAAGUUAGUGCAGCUACCCUGUGCCAACGAGCACGUAGAGCCUGUUCUUAGAGACGAACAAAAUGGGGCCGAAUCCACUGGAGGACAGGUGGGGCUUGUCUCUUCCCCCCACGUCAACGACGCAGGCCUGCAGGAUCAUCUCCGAGAGUUCCCAGAGGCCCCACAGGCCGACCUAUCUGGAGAAUCCGUGCCGGUCGAAGACCCCAAAGAAGACCUGGACACCGGUUCGACAAGACAAUACUCCCUGAACGACUUCGAGCUGAUCAGGGUGAUCGGCAGAGGGUCCUAUGCCAAGGUGCUGAUGGUGGAAUUGAAGAAGACCAAGCGUAUCUACGCGAUGAAGGUGAUCAAGAAGGCUCUUGUGACUGACGACGAGGACAUAGACUGGGUGCAGACCGAAAAGCACGUCUUCGAGACAGCCUCGAACCAUCCUUUCCUGGUGGGGCUCCAUUCUUGCUUCCAGACGCCAAGCCGUCUGUUUUUCGUCAUCGAGUUCGUCAGAGGGGGCGACCUCAUGUUCCACAUGCAGAGGCAAAGAAGGCUCCCUGAGGAGCACGCAAGGUUUUAUGCGGCUGAGAUCUCCCUGGCCCUGAACUUCCUUCAUUGCAAGGGCAUCAUCUACAGGGACUUGAAACUGGACAACGUCCUCUUGGACCACGAGGGUCAUAUCAAGUUGACUGAUUACGGAAUGUGCAAGGAAGGUAUUAGGCCCGGAGACACAACAAGCACAUUCUGCGGCACUCCCAACUAUAUCGCUCCCGAAAUUUUGAGAGGAGAAGACUACGGCUUCUCUGUAGAUUGGUGGGCUUUAGGUGUUUUGUUGUACGAGAUGCUGGCAGGAAGAUCACCCUUCGACAUAGCUGGUGCUUCCGAGAACCCAGACCAAAACACCGAGGACUAUCUGUUCCAAGUCAUCUUGGAAAAGACCAUAAGAAUACCGAGGUCUCUCAGUGUCAAGGCCGCCAACGUACUUAAAGGUUUCCUGAACAAGAACCCGGCUGAUCGUCUAGGGUGUCACUCACCCGACUCCUUCACCGAGAUCACUAGCCAUCAAUUCUUCAAGAGUAUCGACUGGGAUAUGCUGGAACAAAAACAUGUGCCUCCUCCUUAUAAACCAAGACUGGACUCUGAUAGAGACUUAGCUAAUUUCCCUCCUGAAUUCACCGAUGAGCCUGUACAUCUUACACCAGACGAUCCGCGUGUCAUCGAGAAAAUCGACCAGUCUGAAUUCGAAGGCUUCGAGUACGUUAACCCACUUCUCAUGUCGUUGGAGGACUGCGUGUGACAUGACAUAAUGUGUGCACUACAUCCAGCUAAUCGCCCAACGUUGCCUCCGCCACCUCCUCCCCCGCCCCCCGAUCUGCUACAUCUCGGAGGGAAAUAUCUAGAAAUGGACAAUGUUCGUCCGACUUCGAAAUCUCUCUUGCAGAACAUAUUUUGCUUGCCUUUGAAUUAGACGUUUCUCUGGUUGAAGGGGGCUUGGUGUACUGAAUUCCGGAAGGCAAUGCUGGUGGAAAGAACAUUGUUUAAAUUAUUAUCACUUCUGGAGCAGCAAAAAAUCACGGAAAGUUAGGUUAAUCUGUCAGUGUUCUAUGCUAUGGUUUCGUGAGUUUCAGUGGUCUUAUGAAAAUUGUGAUUGAUAUCACAAAGUUUGUUUUGUUAUUCUUCAAUUUUGUGCUUCAGGACAUGUAAACUCCAGUCUACUGUGAUUAUCGCAAAAGAAAUGAGGUUAUCUGUGAUUAUUCUAGCUUUUUUCUUUAUCGGAAUGAAAAUGAAGCCUUUCUGCGAAGUUUAUAUGAUUUAAGUAAGUUUUUCCGAACUUACCAUGUUAUUCUCUCACCGAAACUCAAUUAUUGACCAAUACUUAUUAAUUUUCGAAAUUUUUAUGGAAGGGAUUUAUUUGAUUUCUUAAUUGUUGAGCUAUUAUAGUAAAAAACCUAAAAACUUUGUUCUACGCUUAUUCUCUCAGUACGUUUUGCGGUGUAAUAUCGAAUCUCGCAGAAUGGUUCAUCGAAAAAUUAAUAUUCCAAAGAGUUAAUGGCUUGGUGAGAAAAGAAAAUGAUGUGAAUUAUUUGUAUAUUUCAAUAUCUUGGGUGUUUGAAGGAGUUGGGUAUACUUGAUGGCCCCCUUGAAUACAGAAGGAAUUAUCCCAUGAAAUAUUGGACAAUUGUCAAUUGAUUCAAUCAGUUUUUGAGAAAAAGUAGUUCUGGGGCAUUCAAAUUCUGGUAGAGUUUUUCUGAUACUGCAUAAUUAAAUUUAAGAAAACCCCACUUUUGGACGUGGAAAACAAAAAUGCAAAAUUGGAUAAAGUCUACCAUACAAAAUGAGAGGCAGCCUGUAUAAAUACAACCAUGACCUUUGUCAAGUUGAGCUGUAAGCUAAUCAUAAAUGUAAUUUAAAAAUACAGUUUUCUGAUUAUCAACGAAGCUUGUUAAAAAUAUAUUCAUACACAAUGCUGUUGAAACUUAGAUAUUCACUGAAAAUUAUAAUUUUAAAGAAAUCGACUUAGGUAUAAGAAUUGCGAAAAUCUACUAAACGCUCUAAAAAUAUACACGAGUUCUAUAAAAGAGAGAUUAUAUUGAAAAUAGAAGACUAUUGUGAAAUUAUUUUUUUUCCCAGGAUUCAAAUGAUAUUCUGAAAGGAAAGAGAAAUUUUGUGAGUGAAAAUAACGGCAGUGUUCAAAAUAAUUUUGUAGGUAUCUUUUGUGAAAUUGCAUUAGGCUUUUUCGAAUUUGUGACAAUGGAACUUUCAAUUAAUUGUACUGUUGUGGAGAAAUUUUUUUUUCUUUGAGGAAUAUCGUUUCAUAUAAGUUUAUUUUUCAAAUUUAUAUGUCAAACAUAUCUUUUUCUGAAUUUGUACAGUGUGGGUUAAACUCAUUGUAUUUUUGCAGAAAUUAAUUGGUGUUCAGUUGUUUGAGUUGUUGUUGAUAAUUUGAUGAAAAAAAUUAACAAAAAAAAAUAAUGACUGAUGUUUAAAGGAAACCAUUGAAAUGACAAAAUGGUUUAAAAAUUUUGUAUCAUAUUGAAAAAAUUUAGACUAGCUUAAUUAUGGAAAACUAAGUAUAUAUUAUACAUACUUCCUCACUUUGAAGACUUUAUGUUAAGGGUUCAUUUUUUGUGAGAAGUAAUGUUUUAAGAAUUUGAUAAUUGGUAUUAUUUUUCUAAGUAUUUUUCACAUUCCAGACUGUUUUUGGAUGAUUUAUAUAUAACUUUUUAUGAGUUCAUUGUUACAAUACCCCUUUUGUAUUAUUUAUAAACUUGAAAUGCUAUUUUAUAAUUUAUGGAAAUAUAUUCAAUAUUCACUCAUUA
This is a messenger RNA of Harmonia axyridis, 4267 nucleotides long. It is a transcript of the gene aPKC, whose product is annotated as atypical protein kinase C. Gene Ontology annotation, molecular function: protein serine/threonine kinase activity; ATP binding; protein binding. The record is from RefSeq and is a predicted model, not a curated record. Gene Ontology annotation, biological process: protein phosphorylation; establishment or maintenance of cell polarity. NCBI's taxonomy places the organism in Eukaryota, Metazoa, Arthropoda, Insecta, Coleoptera, Coccinellidae. The transcript has 11 exons. The coding region runs from base 451 to 2244 and encodes 597 amino acids.